GUUGUUUCAUAUGACGUCAUAGUAUGUUAUUUUAGAACCCUUUGCAUUAUGCCAGAUCACGUGGUUCAUACGUCAAACGAAGCGUAUAUGACGUCACACUACCCAUUCUCCAGUGAACUUGGAGACAUUCUUGAUGAAUCGGUUUGUAGGAAGCAGGAUUUUGAUUGGGCGGGUUCGCAUCAGAGCCAACCAAUCACAACCAAGGUAUCGCUGCCUCCACUGUCUUCUGUGUUCGGGAAUAAAACUGUUUAUGACGUCACUAACCCAAGUUACGUCACGCCACCAUGGCAACCUGUGGUCAUUCAACCGAACCGUGCAAUUACGUCACAAUCACACCACGUCACGAUGAAAAGGAAAAUAUCAAAGAAAAAAAAUGGAAGAGAAAAGGGAAAAACCCCUAAUGUGAACCUAGCGUUCCAGGAGUUACGAACUUUAAUUCCAACGGAUCCUGUUGACCGGAGGUUGUCGAAAGUUGAAACUUUGAGGUUGGCCGUCAGUUAUAUCAACCAUCUAUGUGAAACAUUGAAUUGUGACGUCAUGGUGGAGCAACCGUGCCAGUCACGUGGUAAUGUUUGUACGUUCUGCAUCAGUAGGUCUCGUCACGCUUCGACGGUUCGAUUGUGACAACAGUUGUUAAGCUAUUGUUAGCUGUCACGUGGUUACCUGGCAGUUGCCGAUUAUUACGUCAUAGUAGAUAGCGUCAUAACCACGUGACAGCUGCAAAACAAUCGGCAUGGCUACCCACACCUCAAGAUGCUUAUUGUGACGUACAAUUGUUAUUGUUUUAAUUUAAUUGUAAUCGACGAAUAUCCUUCACACCACUGUGACGUAACAAACAUCAACUAUUUCCAUUUCCACUUCUGUCGAACGUUUGUGACGUCACAAUCCUGUACCCAAACUUUCGCGGUGGAAGCGGUCAAACAUAAUUGUGUUUCUUUGUUUGUUAUCUUCCCGCUCUGUGACGUCAUAAACAUUAUUAUAACCAUCACAAAUAUAAUAUUUAUAUUUAAACCUCUGAUAUUUCCCACUGCUGGCUAGGUGGCGCUGUCUCGUGGUUGUCAAACGGAAACUUACAUCUUUGUAUUUCAACUUUGUGUGAUGACGUCACACCAACGCAUACGUCACGAACGCUAUUAUGACGUAACUCGUUCUGAAUAAUAAAGCAUUGUUUGAA
This is a messenger RNA of Ciona intestinalis (vase tunicate), 1174 nucleotides long. The record is from RefSeq. Lineage: Eukaryota; Metazoa; Chordata; Ascidiacea; Phlebobranchia; Cionidae.